This is a messenger RNA of Chaetomium fimeti, 1140 nucleotides long. RefSeq lists its product as uncharacterized. NCBI's taxonomy places the organism in Eukaryota, Fungi, Ascomycota, Sordariomycetes, Sordariales, Chaetomiaceae. The record is from RefSeq and is a predicted model, not a curated record. The coding region runs from base 1 to 1140 and encodes 379 amino acids. The transcript is spliced from 2 exons.
AUGGAAAUUCCGCCAUUCUUGUCAGACACGCCCAUGCAAGGCGAACCCGCUUGCAAUUGGGCUGAUUUCCUCUCGCCGCAGCUUCGACGUUUUCCCCGUGCCUACAACAAGAUCACUCUCCAUAACAGGCUCGGCCAUGGAAUUGAGGGCUGCGUGGGGCGCGUCAAGUUCGAUGACGACAAGUCGUCGUUCGCUCUCAAGAUCUUUUUCGAUUCGGUCCCAGACCCGGAACACGGUGGCUGGUGGCCACUGGAACGCGAAGCUCGCAACGUUGCGAUCCUCGAGAAGGUACAGGCCGGCCUCCGCCAGUCCUCGCCGGAACCCAUUCACGUCCCCGCCAAACGGACGACACGGCUCGACUGUCUGCGCUGUCUGUACGCAUUCUCGGCCGACGGUCGGCGCUCUCGCGAUUUCGACGGACUCCCGGCCGAUUCCAAAGUCGCAAUGUCCGACUCGGACACCCGGCUCCGCCAAUGCUUCGGGUGGAUCCGCGUUCAAGGAGCCGAUUUCAUGCGCAUGAACAAGAUAAUCGAAAUAGACUACGAUGCCAAACAUAAUGGUGAGGGUUAUGCCAGCUACCUUGAGCGUGACAAGAUCUACUACGCCAUUGUGUAUGAGUAUGUCCCCGAGGAAAAGCUUGAGCUCGGCCCUGUCCAACGGCAGUUGGACUUUUUUUACUACCUCGGAUUUCUUCCCUGCCAAACGAUGAGAGCCGUGAACUGGCAAGGUCCCGGCAUUCUGCUCGACUUUGGUGAUUACAACUCGCCGGUCGAUCAAUGGUUCCCGGCAGUCUUUUGUUACACCCCGCGUCCCGAGGCCGAGUUCAUCAUCGACCCGAAGACGGUCGAAGCAAGAAUAUCGGAGAAAUACAACAGGAUACGAGUGUUGCGUGAUCAGGGAAUUGGACCCACGGAAGAAGAGAAGCGGGAGCGGGACAUAGAGCGAGCGAGCGCAGCGACAGGAAGGUGGGUCGAAUGGGGCUAUUACGAAGAUCGACGGGGCAGAUCCUACUUUAACUGUAAGUUCUGGGGCCGUAGGAAACUUGAACAUGGCUCGCCGCUCGUCUUUCCAACUAACUUGUGGCGCAGUGACCAAAGAAGAAAUCCUCGAAAACGAGCUCGAGGAGGAUCCCCUCGCUGA